Molecule: messenger RNA, 1860 nt
Organism: Phycodurus eques (leafy seadragon)
Lineage: Eukaryota; Metazoa; Chordata; Actinopteri; Syngnathiformes; Syngnathidae
Product: beta-1,3-galactosyltransferase 1-like
Exons: 1
Coding region: 138-1124 (328 amino acids)
Cellular component (GO): membrane
Molecular function (GO): N-acetyl-beta-D-glucosaminide beta-(1,3)-galactosyltransferase activity
Source: RefSeq, a predicted model, not a curated record
UCCAUUAUUUAGGAUUGAUGUCCCAUAUGCCGGAGGCGACCUCAAGCUGUAUCGGCCAAUCUAAGACGCCCCAUGUAAGCCUGGAAGCCUAGAGCCUAGAGUUUCCGAUGCUGGUUAAGCCCACUCAGUAAACAGCGAUGCCUUCUAAGGUCUCCUGUUUGUACUUGCUGACAGUGGUUUGCUGGGCCAGUGCUCUAUGGUAUCUGAGUGUGUCCCGCCCAUCCACCUCUUAUGUGGGUCAGCUGAGUAUCCCGAUUCGCAAGGCACCCAAGCUCAACAAAAACACCACCUUUGGCAACUACCGCUCUCGGUCUUUGAAUCCGCAUGACUUUGGGUACCUCAUCAAUGACGCCAAGAAAUGUGAGGCGGAGACCCCUUUUCUUGUCAUUCUAAUAAGCACCACUCACAAGGAAUUUGAUGCACGGCAGGCCAUAAGAGAGACGUGGGGUGAUGAAAGUACAUUUCCUGAUGUGCGCGUGGUCACGCUCUUCUUGUUGGGUCGCAGCACAGAUGCUGUCCUAAACCACAUGGUGGAGCAGGAGAGCCAAAUCUUUCAUGACAUUGUAGUUGAGGAUUUUAUUGACUCUUACCACAACCUGACGCUGAAGACGCUGAUGGGGAUGCGCUGGGUGGCCACCUAUUGCUCUAAAGCCCAAUAUGUUCUCAAGACAGACAGUGAUAUAUUUGUCAAUAUGGAGAACCUCAUCUACAACCUCCUGAAGCCCACCACCAAGCCCAGGAGGAGAUAUUUUACCGGUUAUGUCAUCAAUGGUGGGCCAAUCAGAGACAUGCGAAGCAAGUGGUACAUGCCGAGAGACUUGUACCCAGACAGCAAGUACCCACCAUUUUGCUCUGGCACUGGCUAUGUGUUCUCGGCAGAUGUAGCCGAGCUUAUCUACCAAACCUCACUGCACACCAGGCUUCUACAUCUUGAGGAUGUGUAUGUGGGUGUGUGUUUGCGUAAGCUGGGGAUCCACCCAUUCCAAAACAGUGGGUUCAACCACUGGAAAAUGGCGUACAGCCUCUGCCGCUACCGCCGAGUUGUCACUGUCCACCAGAUCUCCCCCGAGGAAAUGCACCGCAUAUGGAACGACAUGACCAGCAAGAAACACCUUAAAUGUUAGCAGGACUCCUCCAGCCUCACUCUGUGAGUCAUGGAGCUAUUGAUUGACCUUCUAUCACCUGCAUUUCCAACAUUAGCAAACACUGUACAGCACAAAGCACUGCGCUGAAAGGAGAGAAUUGACCGACUAGUCACUGCUUUGUCCAAAUGCGGAUUGCUUUGCCAGGAGUUUAUUUAGUACAAACUCAAGCAUGCCCGUUUUUAUCCACCAUCUUUUGAAGUGUUUUCAAGUGUAUCCAGCCUUGCCCACUCGCUUGUACGGCAGAAGGUAAUGAGCAUCAUGCCUUCUUUUUAAUCACCAAAAUUAUUAACUGUCAUCAAUGACCAGGAUUGGCUCAAUACCAAUACAGGUCUUUGAAAUCAUUGUAUUUGCCAUUUAGAUUGAUCUCAAGUUGUACUGAAUGUUCCUUUAUCUUCUGUUGUACUAAAGCCAAGUUUCCACCAAGUUCCAUCAGUUCGUGGCAGGUUAUGUUGCUCUGUCAACCAAUUAAUGAAAGGCAGAAAAACCUCUUAUGUAACCAUAUCACUGAAGUUGGUGUCUCGACAAAUAGGUGCCAAAAAGUAGUACUAUACAGAUUAGUUAUUUUUGUACUUAUCACAACUUUUAUGACAGACUUGAACCAAAAAAAAAACACUGCUUGGUGGAAACAGGGCAGCAGCAGGCCUUGUUGUGGGUACCACAAUGACUUAACGGUGAAAUUACUAAAUGACUCGUCUAGGGAAAAAUGAUGAAUAAA